AUGCCACCCAUAGGCCGUCGAGGGCGCCCUACAGCCAGCUCCGAGGAGUCCCGUCUCCGCGACCUGUCACCCAGUGAUACUCUCCGUGCCUUUACCGAGCAACCUAUGCCAUUCGAUACCAGUCUCGAGGAAUACAGCGUUUUCCGCUGUAUUGAUAGCUUAACACCUGCUGAGAAGAACCUGGGCGCAAGGGUUGCCAAAGCCGCACAGCGGUUACAGAGCUGGUGCCAGGAGAUAGAGCAAUGGCGCUGGACAGGAAGCUUUGAGCCUCCCAGCGAGGAGAUUCUUGACAAGCGACGGAAGGAGAUUGAAGAUUGCGUACGGGAGCAUGUCCAGGGCCCAAUGGAUGUUGAUAGCAUGGGGCGACUCGAAUACCUUGGGUCAUUGCUUGCUGUGGAAGUGGAAGCGCACGAAGCGCGUCUCGACGAGAUCAGCGAGGAGCUGCAGACUCUGGAAUAUGAUGACCUCAAGGAGCAUCUCAGAGACAUCUACGGGCCCAACAGGUCAAGACCGCCCUCUGCGGGGUAUGGGGCAGGGCAAUCCAGAUAUGUUCCUUUGGAUGACUUCUCCAUGUUGAUUACGCAGACCCUGGUGGCUUCUCUUCCUCAUUACGUCCAACUCCAAGAACGACUCAAUACAUGGACGGCACGGCUUACUAUCCUUCGGGAAGUUCCUCGAUACGUCAACGGCCUGCAGACCAUUCAGAAAGCCAUGGCAUUAGGGUGGGACGCUCUACAGCCGCCCAAGGACACUUCCGAUAGGGCUUUCGCCAAGUGGGAGGAAGCAGUAAAUACAAUCUACGGUGUGCUGCAGGACAAGAUCAGCGACCUGGGCCGAUGUCUCGACGGAAUGCUCGACGCCUUGGAGGGGCGUGAUGAUUGCUUGCCAGACAAGUGGAUUGAUGAUUUCGAGAGCGUCGAAGGCGAUUUCAAGCGUUGGGUAGCUGAAUCGCGCAAAAGAUUGAUAGAAUUCGACUUGCUCAGGAAAACGGAGCAAGGUGUCCAGGUCUUGACCUUAAGGGGUGGGGCAGGUUCCGAUACAGAGUCACCGCAUCCGGCUCCGGUUGUACCAGCGGUCUCUCUUCAAACAGGCAUCGACAGCGAGGACGGCUGCUCAACAGAAAAUACACCACAAGCAACCAACAUGGACUCUCGACCUAGAGCUGUCACUGCCAUCAAAGUGGGCGACUUGCAUUCAUCCAGCAAUCCGAACCCGUCGCCUACCGAGGCCGCCAAGGAGGAUAUGUCUCACGAGGCGGAUACAGUAACUACUGACUCGGAAUACGAAGAAGGCGACACGGUAGUACACCAUGAAAUCGAAGACGUUGAAGGUAGCUUCUGCGGCGAUCCCGAACUCAUCGACCCCCAUGACUCCAAAUCCCCGCUGGUCGUCACAGUUCAAGAUAGUGAUGAUAUUCACCAUCUGAUACAUCGCCCCACCACUCCGCGCUCGCGACGCAAUAGCAAUGUCUCCGUUACUUCAGGCUUUUCCUUAUCCUCCAGCCCACGCAGCCUGAUUGAAGACUCCCCUUCAACUCGCGGAGCCAACAAUCGACGCGCAAAAGCACCUCGACCCCAGUUGAACGCCGCAAUUGGCAAACGUCGCCCACUGAAGAUAAUGGACGACUCCGCGCUCGACGACAUACCUCCAUGGCCUCCCACCCAAUUCUCCCAGCAGAUCUCUCCCAACGGCAGCACCGAAGAGCUCGACCGCAAAAUCUCCGACAUUCUGACCACGAUCCCUGGCAACAUCCGCCUUACUUCGCAAUCCACCCGCGACGAAGCCAGAUCCACCCGCGGAAAGCUCAGCAGUAAGCCUAGUAGAGGCUAUCUCCGCUCCACGCGCUCAAUGAACACCCUCAGGAACCCGCCGAUUACGCUCUCCGCUGCCAAAUCCUCGAACCCCGAAACGGGCGCCAAUGGCUCCACAGGUCGAAGAUCCGCGGCGUCGGUGCGACCAGACAAUGACAUCAAACUGUACCACCUCACGCAUCCGGGGAAAGAAAAACCCCUGAAACUCUUCAUCCGUCGCGUAGGGGAGAAUGGCGAAAGAGUCAUGGUCAGGGUUGGGGGCGGAUGGGCUGAUUUGGGAGAGUAUCUGAGACAGUACAUUGAGCAUCAUGGACGGCGGACGAUUAGUGAGGGGCGUUUUGAGAUCCAUGGGCUUGAAGGAAAGAAGGUGCUUGAUAAGGAGAACCAGGGAGAGAAGGCAGACACUACGCCUGGUAGGCCGCAGAGCGCUAUGAGCUCCGUGAAAAGGGAUCGACGCUUCAGCGGCGGCAGCACAUCCACCACGACGCCGAAGCGCGUACCACUAGCUCCGCGCGCAGCGACGAGUCUAUCAAAUACACCCGGCAGCGCGGUUCUCCCCGAAGACGAGGUAACAGCGACGCCGUCGACGGAUGCAUCCCUUCGCUCGUGGCGGGGAGACGAAGUCGGGCUUGCGGGACCCAAGGCUAAGAAACUGGAUCUCAGCGGCGAGAAGCUCGAAUGGCUCGAGGGAAUGAUGAAGCAGGCGAGGAGUGUCAGUAGUGGGAAUUUGCUGCCGCCGGGCGGGAAGCCGGAAGGAGUGGGCCGCGAGGGAGUGAGUAGUCGGUCGGAGAGUAGAAAUGAGAAUAGGAAUGGUAGACCGAGGACGGCAGGCGCGGGUGCGGCAGGACCGACGGCGCCGGCGUUUGCGGAUCUGGGCAAGUUUAUUACCAAGGAGGAAGCCAGGAAAAUGGCAGAAGCUCACCCGGAAUGGAACCGAUGGAUCCUGAUACCCGCCAACGAGAAGGACAGUAUGCUGGCUCGAAUCAACGUACGGUUGAUGUCCGAGGGCAUCCCUCCGGUUGAGAUGAUUAUUUUGAAGUGGAGAGUCUCACAAUUGCUGCGGGAUAUCCAGAGAAAAUACACCGAAGGUAGCAUUGGCGGCCUGUUGAUGGGAGCAGGAGGUCCACCACAUUCGCCAACGCAUACCCCGACGCAUCCAGAAGCGGGCCGCAGCAUGCAGCAGUCGACGCAGAAUCAACGAUCUGGAUAUUCACCGAGCGACACACGGCCGUACGACCCAAUCAGGGAUGUGUAG
Molecule: messenger RNA, 3066 nt
Organism: Westerdykella ornata
Lineage: Eukaryota; Fungi; Ascomycota; Dothideomycetes; Pleosporales; Sporormiaceae
Exons: 3
Coding region: 1-3066 (1021 amino acids)
Molecular function (GO): microtubule binding
Source: RefSeq, a predicted model, not a curated record